This is a messenger RNA of Sungouiella intermedia, 3771 nucleotides long. The record is from the annotation of a GenBank genome assembly. NCBI's taxonomy places the organism in Eukaryota, Fungi, Ascomycota, Pichiomycetes, Serinales, Metschnikowiaceae.
AUGAACAGAAGUUCGGUGGAUUUUACCAAGGUAGUGGAAACUUGCAACAGUUUGCAUGGGCUAAUAUCCAUUGGAACAUUAAACUUCCAUUCUCUACCUACAGAAAUUUGUGCCCUUCAGGGUAUUGCGGUGGAUGACCAGAGGUGGAAAUGGCUCGAUCAUGAAUUCCUAAACCAAUGCUACAGAGGUAAUAUUCACCCUGUUUUUAAGGCAUUGACGUUCUUGAUACGUCACAGGUACUUUACUGCAACCUUUAAAGUCUUCCAGGUUUCUGUUUGUGACCGCCUUCUGCCAAUUGCUAUUGCCAAGGUCAGAAUCUAUGCUGUUCCUCUAGAUAUAGAGGGUGCACGUUACAUUCGACAAUGGAGACAGAAAUGGCUGGCUCAGUAUUUGUCAAGGGAAUUUAGGAGCAACUGGCUGGUACUAAUGAAGGUGUUAGACUAUUCUCCUCGGGGAUGGCACGGAUGUUCUCAUCAUUGCACCAUUGAUGACUUUGUCAAUGAUUCGGUACUAAUACUUCCGUUGAACGGUUCAGACAAAUACAUAGAUCCCUUUCUGUGUCCUUCAUCAUUCCAUUUCACUCGCUGGCUGGACCAGCUUCAGUACUUUGUCCCCCAAAAUCGUUCUGAAGAAUCUCUAGACACUGUGGUACUGCGAAUCUACAACAAUGUGGCUGUUCCUGAUAUGUCUGGGUAUAAGAAUAGAGAUUUCAAGAAGAAGCUGGGACUCGCAAGUUCUGGAGAUCUUAUAACUUCACUUAUCAAUGAAUAUCCUUACAAUUCUGCUGUUUUACCUGGGGUCUUGUCCACUCUUUAUCCUUUUCAGGUCAAAUCGCUAUGCAGAAUGCUUGAAAAGGAGACAUUGGUGCAAAACUUGCCGGUCCCCUACUUCAAGAUGAUUGUCUCCCCUUCGGGAAAAGUCUAUUACUUCGACAUGUUCGAUCCGGGCUUCCAUCUGAACCCUGAGCUCUAUACCUCUCCUAGAGGCGGUAUUCUUGCCGAGAAUAUGGGGUUGGGAAAGACACUAAUAUGUCUCAGUCUUAUUUGCGCUACGAAGUUUGAUAUUUCGACUGUUCCUGACAAUUUAAUGCUCUACCACGACCAAAGUGUUCGAGGAAAAGAAAACACUCGCCGUCCAGGAAUGAAAUCGCUUGCAGAUAUUUGUCAGGACACAAUUGGCCAGAACUCUCUCCCAUGGAAAUUUUUUCAAGACGAUUUACCUCAAUCGGUCAUUGAUAAGCUAUCCAGGACUAACGGAUUUUUCCGAAUUGGACUCACUUACUCCGCCAAUCAAUACGGAUUGCGAACAAAAGAGAAACGAAUGGAAGAGGACGAGUAUCAAACACUCUUCAUGAGCAAUUCGACAUUGUUGGUUGUUCCUGAAAACUUGUUUCACCAAUGGAACCACGAAUUGAAUAAGCAUAUUGAACCUUCAUAUUUGAGCAAAUUAUUUGUCUCUGAUCGAUUCAAACAGCCCAUCCACAAUUCUAAUUCCACGUAUACUGACAACAUUCCAGAAAAUGUCGAUCAGCUUAUAACUUAUGAUCUCGUGCUAAUUACUGCUCCACUGUUUGCAAGGUUGAGUAAAAAGAAAAGCUGUACCCUCCGAGACCUAUAUUGGAAACGCUUGAUCAUUGAUGAAGGGCACUCUAUGAGUUCCAAGUCUUCUAACCUCAGCACCUUGUGCAAUUCUAUUUACGCUGAACGUCGCUGGGCUGUCACAGGUACUCCAACCUCUGGUUUGACUAAUUUGUACAUGGAUGAGGAAGAACAAAUCAAGGAACAAAGUGUUGAACAGAGUCCUUCAAAGAAAAAGAGAAAGUAUGUUGUGAAAAGCAAGUUCAACGUUCGGGAUGAUUUGGUGAAGUUGGGCAACUUAGUUAGCUCAUAUUUCAAGGUUGAGCCAUUCCAUUCUCAACCAAAGCUCUGGAAUUCUGCUAUUGUCAAAAAUCUUUCCGAUAGUACAUUUAGCACUGAGUCUAAUCUCAAGAGCUUGCUUGAUUCUCUUAUGGUAAGACAUAAUUUGGCUGAUGUGGAAAGCGACCUAAAGCUUCCACAACUACACCACGAAGCAGUCUUCAUAUCUCCGUCCUACCAUAAUAAGCUAUCCAUAAACCUUUUCACUGCAGUUCUAGCUGUUAAUGCUGUCUCCUCGGAAAGGGAGGGGUCAGAUUACAUGUUUGACCCAUCUAAUAGACAGCAAUUGCGGAGAUUGGUCAAUAAUCUUCAGUUGUCGACUUUUUACUGGACUGGUUUCCAACUCGACGAUGUUAAGACGCUUAUAGGCAUAGCAAAGCAUUGUUUAAAGAAGACAAACCCUGCUGGAGAUCCCUUCUUUGGGAAUAGUGAUCGUGAGCUACUCCAACGGUCAUUAUCAGCUGCAUAUGAGGCCAUUCAUAAUCCCGGGUGGAGAACGGCAAGUAUGCUUCACGAAAUGCAAUAUUUCGUACGAGGACUUCCCUAUCCGUUCAUCAGGACAUAUGGAUUGGGAGUGUUGGAAAGCUUGGGGUUGGGAGUGUUUGGAGCACCACAUUUAGCUGCUAUCCAGGAAUUUUACUACAAGAACAGGUUUAUGGACAUGGAUGACGAGGCGGCUUUGACAGCUAAGCUAGAAAGCGGAUCGCAGAAAUUCUGGGAGAAUUACUGGAACGACUCCGCCCGGAAGGACAAUUCCAAAUUCAAGAAACAGGAGUCCACCCAUGACUUUGAUGUCCACGGACUCAAGGAAGCACUCGAGGAUGAUUUACGUCAAACAAGAGGUGAUUUUAAAAUUUCUCCGUCCAAGUCGUCUUCUGGAUCUCAAGAUUGGAAUUCAACAAGAGAUUCUCUUACCAAUGAAGUUGGGGGAGGACUCAAAAUUACUGGAGAAAAGAAGUUGGUUCACAAUGUAGUCUCUGGGUCAGAUGUCAAGAAGGCGACUAUACUCGGAAGUGCAUCAGCAAAACUCUCUUAUUUGGCCAGUCGACUUGUAGACCACCAGCGUCAGGGAGUGAAGUCUAUUGUAUUUUUCGAGUUUGAAGACAGUGCCUACUACUUGACUGAACUAUUGGACAUUCUUGGUGUAAAUUACAUUCUAUAUGCAACAUUCAUCGGGGCUGGGCAGCGGUCCAACAAUUUGGCGGAUUUUGACAGCCACAACUCCGAGGCUCUCGGCGGGAUCACACUCAUCAUGGACUUGAGGUUGGCAUCACACGGUUUGACCAUCAUCUCUGCUACUCGAGUGUAUUUUUUGAGUCCCGUAUGGCAACGUUCGGUGGAAGCACAGGCGAUCAAAAGAGCACAUAGAAUUGGGCAGACACACGAAGUAUAUGUGGAAACGUUGGUGUUGCGGGACACCUUAGAAGAAGAGAUUUAUAAGCGUCGAGAACGAAACGAGCCUCAACAAGAGAAGUCCGACACCGCACGUCAAUAUGUCAUUGACGAUACGGGAAUGCAGCAGUUCAUUUUGAAGCACAACUUUUUGCCCACAGAAGGUGGAGAGUCUGAAUAUGCAUCGUUCACAGCGCUCGAUUUGAACAGUGGGGAGAAUGAGCAACCGGAUGAAAACGUCGAUUCUUUACUCAGCCAUAAAAGUGUUCAACAGUUGCAAAACCACACAUGGUAUAAGAACUGGAGAAUGUAUUUAUUCAAUCCAGAUAACCUCCAGAAGUUGAAUGCAGCUAAGAAGCAAAAGGCUAGUCUUGAGCAGCUCAACUCCGAGUUGGUGGAGGGAAAACCGGAGAUGGCGUCCAGAAAGAUACCGCAUAAGCAACGAAAGAGGGUUAGGUUCUGA